AUGGCGAGCAGCACCCCUGAACACUCCCUUCUUGAUCUGCACAUUGAUAGAGGCUGGAGAUCUGGUAACACCAACAUUGGUGACGACAAAAAGGCUCUUGGUGAGAACAUGAAUACGCUCGUAAUGUUGAUUCUUAUGGAAGUGAUAUACGACGCUCGAGACAAGUUGUCAGAGGCUGAAUGGUCUGAAGAGUGA
Messenger RNA from Fusarium poae, 195 nucleotides. RefSeq lists its product as uncharacterized. The transcript is spliced from 2 exons. The record is from RefSeq and is a predicted model, not a curated record. NCBI's taxonomy places the organism in Eukaryota, Fungi, Ascomycota, Sordariomycetes, Hypocreales, Nectriaceae. Bases 1 to 195 code for a protein of 64 amino acids.